This is a messenger RNA of Puccinia triticina, 873 nucleotides long. RefSeq lists its product as uncharacterized. The transcript has 4 exons. The coding region runs from base 1 to 873 and encodes 290 amino acids. NCBI's taxonomy places the organism in Eukaryota, Fungi, Basidiomycota, Pucciniomycetes, Pucciniales, Pucciniaceae. The record is from RefSeq and is a predicted model, not a curated record.
AUGGCAUUAAAACUCUACAAGGCUCCUGUGAGCGGCACCCUCACUCAACGACUUCGAAGAAUGCAAAACGCCGAACGGAUUGCUGCCGCACGUACAAGAUUUCUAGGUCUGCAAUUGGCUCGUCGUGAUAUUGAGAACCAACAACUGUCUCGCGAUCAAGAGGUCAUUGAACAUCUGAUGGAGAACCCAUACGAGCCCGAAUCAGGUACCAGUGGCAAUCACACAAGCCCCGACACACUGGAUGACGAGUGGUUAACGUUAGUUGCGCCCCUUGAUGAAGACGACGACCUUGAUCGAGCGAUCGAAGCAGACAAGGAGCGUUGGCGACAGGAAGCCCAGCAAUUCAACUGGACAAGCGUUAUGGACCAACUGUUUGCGGUGUACAUCGACCUGAAGGGCCGCACAAAGAACUGGUCUGGUCAAAAUGCGUAUACUCCUUUUGUUAGAUGCAACUGUCUUCCACAAGAAAAGAGAAGUCGCUUUGUGGACAUGGUGGAUAUAUUCAGCCAGCAUCGAAUUAAGAAUUGCUUGCGCGGACCUGAGAUAUUUUUAGCUACUGAAGAAGAAGUGAACGAUCUUUUGGCUUCCAUCUUAGAGCUUUCAGAAAAUCUGCGGGAGGAGCUGAAUGAAUUAACAGGUGAACAGGACAUGCGUGGUGUGAUGAAUGAUGAAGAAUCAAAACUUCUUUUGCUCCUCUGGAGCGCCAAAGCAGACCUGUUCGUACAGGCAGUACACAUCCAAGCCGAAAAGCGCCCUCUUCUUGAAUCAAAAUCGAUCGGUGCACGUUUGGGUACAAAGCUCAAGGAGAAAAUAUACAAAGCCCUACAGGCGCGCCGACCAGCGGUCAAGAAGUACAUCGAUGCCUUCAAUUGA